AUGUUCAGGACUGAGCUGGCAGUGGAUAAAACCAAGCGGAAGAAGAGGAGAGAGCUGACUGAGGAGCAAAAGCAUGAAAUCAAAGAGGCGUUUGAGCUGUUCGACACAGACAAAGACAAAGAGAUAGACUACCAUGAACUCAAGGUAUACUUCUACCUACAAGUUACCUUAUAAAAUUACUAGUAUUCUGUUGUCCCCCUUUUGCUGUCUAAUAUGACAGUAAAAGUAUCAUACUUAACUCUCUCUCUCACCCACAGGUGGCAAUGAGAGCUCUGGGUUUUGAGGUGAAGAAAGUGGAUGUGCUGAAGAUACUAAAAGAUUACGACAGAGAGGGCAAUGGCAAAAUAACUUUUGAUGACUUUAAUGAAGUUGGUAAGUUCCUGCUGUGUUGAAUUUCAUGUUGUAUAAUUACACAAAAUUUGAAUAGUUCCAUGCCUAAUAUUAGUGUACACACACUUUUGUUGGUGUGUGCCUUUAUUAAUGUUGCACACUUCCUACUCCUCCUGUAUUCCCCCUCAUAAACACCCCUGCCCCUCCCCCCCAUGUACCUCUUCCCUGUCUACUUUACUCAUGUGGAAGAGGUAGGGACCCCGAAUGAUCUCUGAUUGGACAAAAUAUGAUAUGUAGAGCAGACAUGCCUCUCUGACAUGUACUGUAAGGUAUCAUGUCAACUCAAUUCACUGCAUUUAACCCUGUGUGUGUUUAUCCAUGUUAUUUGUCUCAGUGACAGACCGUAUGCUGGAGCGGAACCCUAAGGAGGAGAUCCUGAAGGCCUUUAAGCUGUUUGAUGAUGACGACUCAGGGAGGAUCAGCAUGAGGAACCUGAGACGUGUGGCCAGAGAGCUUGGAGAGAAUAUCACAGAUGAGGAGCUACGCAGCAUGAUAGAUGAGUUCGAUACAGACGGAGACGGAGAGAGUGAGCGCGCACACACACACACACAGGGAGCAAACACGGCAUACUCACUCACACACAUUCAGCCGAAUAACCAUCCAUUUAAAAUGUUAAAGUGACGUUCAGCGUUCAAAACAAAGUUUUCUCUCUCUUUCUCCCAGUCAACCAGGAGGAGUUUGUUUCCAUAAUGACUGGAGACUCCUGA
Coregonus sp. 'balchen' is the source of this 1097-nucleotide messenger RNA. The record is from the annotation of a GenBank genome assembly. NCBI's taxonomy places the organism in Eukaryota, Metazoa, Chordata, Actinopteri, Salmoniformes, Salmonidae.